GGCGGUCGUCGUGCCAGUUGCAUCUCGGCAAAAUGACGGCAUGUGCAUCACGUGUGAAAUUCGGUUUAGAUUGCCCACUGGUGAUUACGCUAGCGUUGCUUUGCGCAGAUUCACGUCGGGAUUCAUCAGUCGUAUGCCCGUCGUCAUCGCGCUCGUAUGUCACGACCGUCGCGACCGUUCCUUCCUAGGUGGCUCCCCGCGAUGCAUCUCCUCCGCCUGAUCGGUCUCGCUCUUCUAGGAUUACACGCAUCGAGAGCGAGUGACUGGGACUAUGGGGGCGAACAUGGACCAGAGAACUGGACGGGAAUAUGUAAAACCGGGAAGAAGCAGUCGCCGAUCGAUAUUGUAACAGACGAGGCCAUAAGGUCUGAUCUCGGUGCACUCAAAUUCGACCGAUACGACUUCGCGUUUCCCGGCACGGUAACAAACACCGGUCAUUCCGUGCAAGUUAAGCUGGGCGGAGUGCCGAUCCACGUGAGCGGCAGCAAUCUGCCGUCGCUGUACGUUCUGGAGCAGAUGCAUUUUCACUGGGACGCCGAGCACACCGUGGACAGUACUCGUUACCCGCUGGAAUUGCAUUUCGUGCAUUACGACAUUCAGUACGAGAAUUUCAGCGUAGCCGCGGAACACGAGAACGGCGUAGUGGUGGUUGCCGUGCUGUUCGAGUUGAGCGCCGAGGAUAAUGUGGACCUGACAGUGAUCCUAAAAUUGACGGAGAUGGUAUCGCACUGGGUGGGAAAGAGCAUGGUGACUAUACAAAAGAAGCUGAUACCCUUUCUGCUGUUGCCGAAGGACCACACAACGUACUACCACUAUCAGGGGUCCUUGACCACUCCGGGAUGCCAGGAGUCCGUCAUGUGGUUCAUCAUGACCGAAAGGCUCACGGUAUCGGAAACACAGGUGAACGUGUUUAAAAGCGUGAUGAACGGCGACUACGCCCUGCAGCACAAUUACAGACCCGUUCAGCUCCUCGGCGACAGGAAGGUGUACCAUCGCCUGGAAGGAUAUUCCGCAGCGUCUUCGUUCACUUCGAGUGUAGUCUCGAGCAUCCUCAGUGUCAUACUAGUUAGACUGUUGCAGUCGUGCGAGGGCUUUUAGAAUAUAUUCUUGCUCGACACAUGCGCCUGUAAGUUACAGCGGCAUGAUAUCAUUCGUUUACAUCGCUUUUGGGAAACACGAAACGUGUAUUUAUUAUGGCAAAUUCGUUCAUUCGCAACUGCAUCAGUCGAUAAGGCGUUCUGGAUUCCGCGUUGACACUGAGAACUCUGGAAUUAUCACUAUCGAUGUUGAUACGCAAAUUUUCACUUAUAAUAGAAAUCAUUUUUUACAACGCAGCAUCGAAAAAAUAUGUCAAACAAAAAUUUGUAAAGAUGAAAAAUUGAUGGUUCUUCUUUUAAAUUUCGUUACUGUGUUGGCUUUUUUCAGAUCUUCCACUGUUGAACGCUUAAUUGUUAUUUUAACUUGUGUAUAGUAAUUUUUUUAAUGUAAAAAUAUCUUUGAUGCAACAGAUGUAUCAUCGCUGAUUAGCAUGUGUAAUGUAUGUGAUGUGUGAAAGCGCAAAUGAGCGUUAAUGUCGAACGACGUGUCGCCGAUUUGCGAGCACAUGUCAACAUGUAAAUGUGCCAAAUAAAAUGUGCAUUUUUAUAAAAACGA
Odontomachus brunneus is the source of this 1653-nucleotide messenger RNA. RefSeq names its product putative carbonic anhydrase 3. Gene Ontology annotation, molecular function: zinc ion binding; carbonate dehydratase activity. The record is from RefSeq and is a predicted model, not a curated record. The coding region runs from base 157 to 1098 and encodes 313 amino acids. Gene Ontology annotation, cellular component: cytoplasm. NCBI's taxonomy places the organism in Eukaryota, Metazoa, Arthropoda, Insecta, Hymenoptera, Formicidae. The transcript is spliced from 7 exons.